Messenger RNA from Dichomitus squalens LYAD-421 SS1, 372 nucleotides. RefSeq lists its product as uncharacterized. Bases 1 to 372 code for a protein of 123 amino acids. NCBI's taxonomy places the organism in Eukaryota, Fungi, Basidiomycota, Agaricomycetes, Polyporales, Polyporaceae. The transcript has 3 exons. The record is from RefSeq and is a predicted model, not a curated record.
AUGGUACCUUUUGGGGUCAAUUUCGCCCAAUUCGGCUUCGGACUCACUGGCGGGAACAUGCCGCCAUUUGGCUGUUCUGCCAUUGGACACGAACCGGAGGGUCUCGACAAGAAGUUGACCGCCGUCCUCGUCUCACGCUUCCUGCUCCACUUGCAGUCCGCAAGUAUGCGGGCCAUGGACGCCACAUCGUCGUCACGAAUGCAAUCAACGAACGUGAACCACUCCCUGGUUUUCGAGCACGCCAUUGGUUCACUUGGGGCCUCCAUCUCGGUGGAUGACUACCUUGUGCAGGAGGGCAACUUGAGCAUGAGCGAGGAUGACAACGUGGAUGGACACGAGAUAGCUGAACCGAUUGGGCCACCGGGAGAGUAG